Molecule: messenger RNA, 1327 nt
Organism: Corapipo altera (White-ruffed manakin)
Lineage: Eukaryota; Metazoa; Chordata; Aves; Passeriformes; Pipridae
Product: acyl-coenzyme A synthetase ACSM4, mitochondrial-like
Exons: 4
Coding region: 90-899 (269 amino acids)
Biological process (GO): fatty acid biosynthetic process; acyl-CoA metabolic process
Cellular component (GO): mitochondrial matrix
Molecular function (GO): fatty-acyl-CoA synthase activity; fatty acid ligase activity
Source: RefSeq, a predicted model, not a curated record
GGUUUUUUUUUUUUGUUGCAGGAUUCAUAGCAACAGUUCUGCUCAUUUCCUUACAUAGUCUGCAGCAUCUACAGACCUCAUUUUCUGCCAUGAAGUUGUUUAAAUUGCAGAGUCUAAAAUUCUUGUGGACUCUGAAGCCUCCUAACAGGACUCUCCAUGGACACCCCAGGCUGCUUGCCUCUGAUGUGCAUUCCCAAUAUGAGUCCAUCAGACGAGGCAAACAGGAAAUACCAAAGUACUUUAACUAUGCAAGUGAUGUACUGGACAAAUGGGCUGAGAUUGAAAAGGCUGGAAAGAGACCACCAAACCCUGCGUUUUGGUGGAUAAAUGGAAAAGGAGAAGAAGUGAAGUGGAGCUUUGAGGAGCUGGGGUUCCUGUCUCGGAAAGUGGCCAAUGUGCUGACUAAAGAAUGUGGGCUGCAGAAGGGGGACAGACUUAUUGUGAUCCUACCACGAAUCCCAGAGUGGUGGCUGGUGAAUGUGGCUUGUAUGAGAGCAGGAAUUGUCUUAAUUCCAGGAGUAUCCCAGUUAUCAGCCAAAGACAUCCUAUAUCGACUCCAGGCAUCAAAGGCCACGUGCAUAAUUACCACUGACAAACUGGCUCCUACAGUGGAUUCGGUGGCAUCUGAGUGUCAGUUUCUGAAAACCAAGCUAAUGGUGUCCAAGGACAGUAGGGAAGGGUGGCUGAACUUCACUGAGCUCUACAAAAACCAAGCUGCUGACCAUUCCUGUGUGAAAACAAGGAUUCAAGACCCAAUGAUUAUCUUCUUUACCAGUGGAACCACAGGUUCUCCUAAGAUGACUCAACAUUCCCAGGGCAGUCUUGGUUUCAGACCCCUUUUAAGUGAAAGGUAUGAAAGGCUCGAGCCUGAUUUGAACAUAGUAAUUGAAGCUGCAUAGUAGAACCGGCGAAAAAUUACUGAGUAAGAAAUACCAAUGUGCAGCUCUGGUCCUUCUCCCUUUGAAAUCGGAGUACAAACUCCAGCAAAUUUCCAGGGGAGUAGGAUCAUCCCCAGUGUUUCUAUUUUUUAGUUAAUAUCUCUUACCCUCUUUCCAGAGUGGUUCAAAGGACAGCUGUCAGCUGGGAAUAUCACAGUGCAGAGAACCAAGAGAUACCACACUGGGCUGCAAAAAGCUCUGUGAUGUGUGUAGAUGAGCAGAGUUUGUUGGUUGCACAGGUCACUCGGUCUCUCAGCAGCCUUAGAACUGAAAUGUCUGGUCUCCAACACAGAAUCCAUGAAUGCUGCAGUUUCAGCCCUAUCUUCCUACCUACUGGAAAGCCACUGCAUUGAUAUUCAGACUCCCCUCUCUGCCCCACUCUAUCCUAU